GGAGAGAAGGAGAGAGAGGAGGAGGAGGGAGGGAUGGAGAGAGGGAGGGAGAAUUCAAGCAGAACAGCUGUACGGUCAAUAUCCUGGGCACAGUUGUGAAUCAGUGCUACAGAGCAAGUGCUCUCUCCCUCUCUCUUUCUCUUCCUUUUUCGUUCGAUUCAAGACAGGCUACCAGAUACUAUGGAACAAUGCGGAAUGGAUUUCAACAUUCCUCAAAGCAGAAUCUUCUGUUAACAGCCUUGAAGCACAUAGGAACCUAGGAACCAUCCCCUCAGUUAAGAUGUCUGGACUGGAACUCUUGGCUGAGGAACUAAACGGAACACUAUUAGAAAACGGGACUUUUCUGAACUUCUCCCCGACUUCUGUCUCCACGGCGGCUGCCACCUCGUCGAAACGCCCAGAGAAUGUAUACAUUUAUGUGUCCAUCUUCCUGAGCCUGCUGGUCUUCCUGCUGAGUUUGCUCAUCAUCGCCCUCUACAGGCUGAAGAACAUCAUCUCCUCCAGCUCCUCAUACCCAGAGUAUGCCAGCGAAGGAGGCAGCUCCUUCACCAACAUGGAGAUCUGCAGCCUGUCCUCACAAAGGUCAACCAUUUCCUCUCUGUCAUCCUGAAGGACUGCUAAAUGUCUGUGGACACAGAUAACAUACA
Molecule: messenger RNA, 647 nt
Organism: Sardina pilchardus (European sardine)
Lineage: Eukaryota; Metazoa; Chordata; Actinopteri; Clupeiformes; Clupeidae
Product: serine-rich and transmembrane domain-containing protein 1
Exons: 2
Coding region: 281-610 (109 amino acids)
Cellular component (GO): intracellular membrane-bounded organelle
Source: RefSeq, a predicted model, not a curated record